Pelmatolapia mariae (spotted tilapia) is the source of this 4161-nucleotide messenger RNA. RefSeq names its product RNA-binding protein 4B-like. Gene Ontology annotation, cellular component: nucleus. The record is from RefSeq and is a predicted model, not a curated record. Lineage: Eukaryota; Metazoa; Chordata; Actinopteri; Cichliformes; Cichlidae. The transcript is spliced from 4 exons. The coding region runs from base 95 to 1111 and encodes 338 amino acids. Gene Ontology annotation, molecular function: mRNA binding.
CACAGGCAAGACACAACCGGAAGUUAGCAAAAGGAAACCUCUCGAAGGGGACUUCAAUUCCUUUUUGUGAGCGCCGAUUAAAAGAUUUGUAAUCAUGGUGAAGAUUUUCGUGGGAAAUCUGCCCAGAGCGACAAACGAGGAUGAAAUCAAGGCACUCUUUACCGAGUAUGGCACUGUCACAGAAUGUGCCAUCAUCAAAAACUUUGCCUUCGUCCACAUGGACGACCGCAAGGCUGCCACCAAAGCCAUCAAGAAUCUGCACCUCUACAAGCUGCACGGCACGCCAAUCAACGUGGAGGCCAGUCAUGGAAAGAACCAGGGCUCAGUCAAACUGCAUGUAGCAAAUGUAGAGAAAGGAUCUGAUGAUGAGCUGCGUGCUCUGUUUGAGGAGUACGGCACGGUCACAGAGUGUGCUGUUGUUAAGAAUUUUGCUUUUGUACACAUGUCCAACUCUGAUGAGGCCAUGGAUGCCAUCAAGGGACUGGACAACACAGAAUUUCAAGGCAAACGCAUCCAUGUCCAGAUUUCCAAGAGUCGUCCCAGACAUGAAGAACGGGAUGAUUACCCCCCUCCUCCCCCAGACAGGGGUGGCUAUUGGCCCCCACGCUAUCCAGGAGAGUGGCCCGAGCCUCCUCCACCUGGCUACAUGAGGGGUCGUCUUAGCCACAUACCCCCAGGUUACCCUGCCCCUCCUCUGCCUCCCCCUCCCCCUAGACGAGCAGUUUAUCCAGAUCGCCCUUACGAUGCUGAGAGGGACAGAUAUGGCGUGGUAGAUUACUAUGAGAAGUACCGAGCCCGUCCGUAUGGCAUGGCCACCUACGACGACCAGCGUCCCGGCGUGCCUCCUCCUCCCCCUCCCCCGUCAGCCGUCGUCCGAGACCGUCUUCCGAACUCGUCGCUUGACCCAUAUGAGCGUCGGCCCCUUCCUCCACCUCCUCCGUCCUCAUACUACGCCCGAGAUCGAAGUCCGCUUAGGAGACCGCCUACCACACCAGUGCCCCCUGCCAGUAACGGCUACUCCUAUGAUCGCUCUGCAUACGGAGUUCCACGUGCAAGGGACCCCUACGCAGAUCGGCUGCCUCCGCCACCGCCUGCACGCUACGCUUAUUAAGCAAGGGCGGCGCAUUUUGAAGGAUUGUCGUCCGACUGCGUCGCCGCUCGGCGCCUCCUGAUGCACGUGACUCUAUCCUCUCCCUGUCAGUGGCUGAGCGCGUAACGUUCCCCUGCGAUGCUGACAGGAGGAAGCGAAUAGCCGACGUCCACGUCUCUUUCUGUUUUUAUUACUUUGAGGCAAUUUUUACACUCGUAUUUUUCCUCCUGGUUGUUUUAAUAUGUAAUUGUGCUGUAGUACUUUUACUGCUUGCCGUCUGGAGUAGGUGUUUAUUUUUUAUUUUAUUUUUUUUGUACUUUUUCGUUUGAGUAAUACUGAUGUUGUUUGUGACCUUAGAGAAGCUGAAUGAGUUCAGCAACAGUUUCUAGGCGAUACUUGUGACUGUAGAUUUAACUGAACUUAACUUUGUUUGGUAUAAAAUCUAAUCUGCACGUUGACUCCAUCAUGUAAAACUUUUACACCGCACAACAAACCGCUGUGAAAAACUUAAACUGCUCAAAUGUAGGAGUUCGAUGCAUGUAGGAAGUAACUGUUAACUUACAGAAAAUAAAUGUCAGUCGGAAGUCUCCUCAGAGCGUUUAUAUGUGCAUUGUCAAACACUUCUAAUUAACCUGAUUCAAAUAUUGUUGUAGGGUCACCGGAAAUAUCAUUUUAAAAGUUAUCCGUUUGUUAGCGAUGAAAUACCGUGAGACAAGCUUGUUAAAAUCGUCACGCUGAUUAAAAAAAACACGCCAAAACUUUCCUCACUGGUCUUGUCUGAAAUGCUGCAGCUUUUAUUCCUCAGCAGGGCGUCUGACAUCUUUCCUCAGUGCCAAAGUUGAAGCUUCUCAUAUUUGAAGGCAAGUAAAGAAAAGCUAGCGCUCUCUAAACCUACUGAACCCACACUGGUUUUGAUAGGUGAGACUGGUUUACCUUUAGUCAUAUUGGGGAGGGGGUAUUACCUCAACAACUUCUGGACACCUUCGCAGUGAAAAGGUAAGUGACAGGUUACUGGAUUGGAAAGAAUGCUGAUGUAGUGCUGAAACACAUUCCACAGUUGUAUGAUUCUUUUAGGUGAAUUAUUACUUUCAUUCAAUAGAGUUUUGUGUAGUAGCCAGAAAAAACUUGGGGAUUUCUUUAGGCUGUCUUUAUGCCAAGAAAGUCCUGAAAGUACCAAAGGUAGAUACAGAGAACAUGAAUAAGAGAACCAUCAGGUGUGGUCGGUUAUUUAGUGAUGGAAUGAUCCACUCUUACGCAUCUUUUGGGGAAAAACAUCAUCAUGCUGGAAAAUCUUACACAAAUGUCUUAAGCUAGUCAGACUGAACAGGUGAAGGAAAGUUGAGAACAAACGUUAACUCAGUUUGGUUUUGUGGAGUCUGUUAAGGCCCUUGUGCUUCUCUGAAGGUUAAAAGAACUUCCACUGGCAUCUGUGGUGAUUUCUAUGGCUAUCCGGUGCAUGUAAUAGUUUCACCACUUUGUGAAAAACUUGGCUUGUGAGUCUAAUUCAGGGGUGGGCAAUCUCAGUCCACGAGGGCCGGUGUCCCUGCUGGUUUUAGAUGUGUCCUCGAACCAACACAGCUGAUUUAAAUGGCUAAAUUAGCUCCUCAACAUGUCUUGAAAUUCUCCAGAGGCCUGGUAACGAACUAAUGUGAUUCAGGUGUGUUGACCCAAGGUGAGAUCUAAAACCUGCAGGGACAUCGUCCCUCGUGGACUGAGAUUGCCCACCUCUGGUCUAAUUGUUGGUUAGUACGCCUGCUUCAGUGUAGACAACAGGUGUUGAACUCCAGGCCUCGAGGGCCGGUGUCCUACAGGUUUUAGAUGUGUCCUUGAUCCAACACAGCAGAUUUAAAUGGCUAAAUCACCUCCUCAACAUGUCUUGAAAUUCUCCAGAAGCGUGGUAAUGAACUAAUCAUUUGAUUCAGGUGUGUUGACCCAGGAUGUUAUCUAAAAUCUGCAGGACACUGGCCCUCAAGGCCUGGAGUUCGACACCCAUGGUGUAGACCGUUUAGGGCAGGGGUGUCAAACUCCAGUCCCCGAGGGCCAGUAUCCUGCUUGUUUUUGCGAUAUCCCUGCCCUACCUGCUGCUGAUUACCUGGAUCAGGUGUGCUUUGCCAAUAAGAAGCUACAAGGGCUGGUUAGUUGGAAAAGAAGCAGGAUCGCGGCCCUCAAGGCCUGGAGUUCGACACCUGUGGUUUAGGGAUUCGUAACGCACUUCCACUUAGGUGGUAUGGAUCAGCACUCAGUAUAUCUCACCCUCCACUCCAAUGAAUAAACGGUGCUAGUGUGGAUUUGGGCCAUGGGCCGGCAGUUGAAAGAACAGGUCAUUUUUAAGUAAUCAGACAUCUGUCACAUUCUCUAAUGUUGAACAAAUAGAGAAGAACUCGACUGACUGUCGUCUGCCUGUCUGCAGUUUGCUAAUGAUUAUAGGGACAAGUGAGAAGGCUGCUGAGGCAGGGUUUAGUGGGGUUAAAUAGGAACAGUGGUGCUUUGGUUUGUCAUUACAUCGCUUAUAGAUGGCUAAUACUGGAUCACUUAUUUGGGUUCUCUAUCUAUUUUAGGGAAAUCUGAUGAUGAUAUCAGUCAUGUAAAGAUAAACCUUUUUCAACAUUCACUUGCAAGUGUAUGUUUGGAAAUUGAUUUUAAUCAUUAAGAGGUUCAGAGGUGUUAGCUAGUCUGCAAAACUGUCUGGCUGUUCUUUAUGUACACUGUACAGACUGUGAACGAUACGCUUUGCUGCUGACUGAUCGGAUGCCAGCAGCAGGGUUUCAAAUGCAUCUGAAUUUUUAAAAAAUGAAGAAAAAAAAUGAUGGCAGCUUUUAGGGAAAGUCGAGGUCUUUUUAAAAUUGGAAAUUUGAAUAAUUUAUUUUUACAGUUUUUUUUUUUUUUUUUUUUUUUUGAUUGAAUGAACGUGAAGGAUUUACCACAGAACACUACAUUUGGAAUUGAAGAUGUGAUAUUUCUAUAUAUUAUAAAUAUAUAGAUUUUAAACCCUUGUAAACAUGAAGUUGGUUACUAGUGUGUGGGAAUUUCACAGUAAUAAUUUCUUUAAUGUAUUGUCAGCUUUUGGAUUU